ACAGCAGUCACGACUGAAGACGGGUGGAGGAUCCUCCAAGACGUCCUGGUCCCUGGGGUUGUUAACCUCACUGGGUGGGAGGUGGGGAGCUAACCAGCCGGAAGAUUUGAGGAGCAGAGCAGCUGUGGCUAAGCCAAGAACCACCUCUGUGCAGAAAAUCAACCACUCUACUUUCCAUUCUGCUGCCAGAGACAACCACAUCCUCCUCACCUGCACCACAGGCACCCAUGGAGAGCUCAGAUGCAGAGUUGGACCUGCAGAGGAGUGUACAGGCUGUGCUGCGGGAGCUCAGCGCCCAGGCCCCUGGCUUGCAGAGCAACCAGGGCAUGUGGAGAUGGUCCUUGCAUAAGAAGGUUGAACGAGAUCCUGGUAAGAGCCCAGUGCUGGUCCGCAUUCUGCUCAGAGAGCUGGAAAAGGCAGAAAGUGAGGACCUCCGGCACAUCAUCAUUCCUCUGCUGCACACUCUGAUGUAUGUGCUCACUAAGGCCACAGGCAUCACAGAAGAACUCUACCAGAGAACCUACGCCUUCUGCACCAGGUUACUGACCCUGCCCACGCCCUACUGCACAGUCGCCUUGGAUUGCGCCAUAAGACUGAAAACGGAGACAGCUGUCCCAGGGACACUGUACCAAAGGAUGGUCAUUGCUGAACAGAACUUGACGAAUGAACUGUAUCCCUACCAAGAGAGAGUGUUCCUCUUCGUGGAUCCUGAGCUGGUGUCUGCCUCCGUGUGCAGUGCCCUGCUGCUGGAGAUAGAGGCAGCGCAGGUGACCCCAGAGGCCUGCAUGCGCCAUGUGAUUUCCCACGCCCUGCAGGCGGCUCUGGGGGAGGCCUGCCAUGCUGCUGCUCUGCACAGGAAGCUGCAGGCCAGUUCCCGCAGUGUCCUGGAGCGCUAUUUCCACGCGGUGGUGGCAGCAGUGGAGCAGAUGGCGAACGAGGCCAACCCGAGCCGGGCCGGACACCUGGAGAGGCUGGAGGAGAUUUACUGCUCGCUGCUGGGGCCGGCGGCCGCCGCAAGGGGACAUUGCAGCGGUGAUUCUCUCCAAGACCGACCACCAAACAUCCCCCUGCCCAGCCCCUACAUCACCUUCCACCUGUGGACGGACCAGGAGCAGCUCUGGAAGGAGCUGGUUCUCUUCCUCCGCCCACAAUCCCAGCUGCGUCUCAGUGCUGACCUGGAAGCUUUGGAUCUGCAGGGCCUUGGGCGAGACCAGGAUUUGGCCCGGGUGUCCAUGCUGUCCACUGACAGUGGCAUUGAGCGAGACCUUCCUGUGGGGGUUGAUGAGCUCCCUGCCCCCAGCAGCCCAGAGAUGCAGCGUGCUGGCCUGCAGCGCAAAGGGGGCAUCAAGAAGCGCAUGUGGCCCCCGGACUUUUUGAUACCUAGCAGCUGGGAUGGGCCACUGGGGCUGCACCAGAGGACAGGCGGGCCCAGUGGGGAUGGGGAACUGCUGCCUGGGGUCUCCCGGCUGCACACAGCACGGGUUUUGGUGCUGGGGGACGACAGGAUGCUGGGGCGCCUGGCCCAGGCCUACCACAGACUCAGGAAACAGGAGACCCAGAAGUUCUGCCUCACUCCCAGACUCAGCCUGCAACUCUAUUAUAUCCCUGUGCUGGCGCCUGAGGAGCCCACGGCAUCCAGGCAGCCGGAGCUGGGAGAGCUGGCCGCAUUCCUGGGCCGUGCAGACCCAUGGUACGAGAGCACCGUCAACACCCUGUGUCCCGCCAUCCACAAGCUGGCUGAGAUGCCUCCCUGCCUGGACACAUCCCGGACCGUGGAUCCCUUCAUCCUGGAUGUCAUCACCUACUAUGUUCGCAUGGGGACCCAACCCAUCUAUUUCCAGAUAUACACAGUCAAGAUGUUUAGCGACCUGAGCCAGGACCCUACAGAAGACAUUUUCCUCACUGAACUGAAGGUGAAAAUUCAAGACUCCAGGAUCCCCAAAGAGGGCUUUUCACCCCGGAGGAGAGGUGUGACUGAGGGCCCGGGUGCAGAGCUCUCCGUGUGCUACCAGAAGGCCCUGCUCAGCCACCGACCCCGAGAGGUCACCGUUACCCUGAGGGCCACUGGGCUGGUCCUGAAGGCCAUUCCUGCCAGUGAAACUGAAGUUUCAGGGUUCCCCCAUUGUCCCCCAACUGCUGCUCCAAUUAUGGACCAUACUUGUCUGAAUGUCAGUGUGACGGAAGUGGUCAAGUCCUCAAACCUGGCAGGAAGGUCCUUCUCUAUAGUGACAAAUACCUUCCGGACAUCCAACAUCCAGAUCCAGAGCCAGGAACAGAAGCUACUGACUCUGUCGCUGGACAAGGACAAUCGGCGCACUUUCAGGGAUGUGGUCAGGUCUGCCUUUCAAAUGUCCAGGGCAGAUCUGAUCCCUGAGAUGGGUCCCCUGAGAUGCUUUCUCCCCACCAGAUUCGAAGUUGGUCCCUGCCCAGAGCCUCGUUCCAGAGCCCAGAAGUCCAGGACGUCGUGGCUCAGUUUACAAGGGCAGAAAGAGAUGGAAAUGGCCAAAGCCAAGCCCAAAUCCCUUCUGAUGCCCAUUAACACAUUCUCCGGCAUCGUCCAGUGAGUCACUGGGGCAGCAGAAGAGCUGGGUCUAAGGGCAAUAGUCCCACGAAGAAGGAAACACUACCCUGCCAGCCCACCAGCACUUAAUGACAGAACAAGACCUGGCUUCCCUGGGCAGCUCUGGCUUUGACCAGGAGACAGAGUACCUGAAAGUGCAUGGAGUCUGGCUGUAGGGUAUGUGGCAGAGAAGGACCCACGUCAAGGCUGGGGGUCACCCAGCAAAGCUGUGAUUGCAUGAAAGCACCCAUACAUAGCCUAGUUUGUCACAUAAACGUCCAUGCCUGCAUUUAUGUGCAACUCCCACUUCUCCCAUUGUCAAGUUCCCCACCCAGUUCUGAAAACCAAGGUCAGAGCUGCUGUUCUGGCUUGGAGCCCUGUGGUCAUGGGGAAAAUCAGAAGUAGAUACACACAACUGCACCUGUGCCCUCCUGAGUCUGUUCCCUUCCUUCUUGGGCCACUACUAACCUCGUCUACGCCCAGGAGGGGCCUCUCCUGGUGGAGGGAGAAAUGAUGGAGUCAAAAAAUGUACAUUAAAGUGUUUCUAUUUUC
Sciurus carolinensis (gray squirrel) is the source of this 3112-nucleotide messenger RNA. RefSeq names its product phosphoinositide-3-kinase regulatory subunit 6 (gene Pik3r6). Gene Ontology annotation, cellular component: phosphatidylinositol 3-kinase complex, class IB. The record is from RefSeq and is a predicted model, not a curated record. Gene Ontology annotation, biological process: G protein-coupled receptor signaling pathway; positive regulation of MAP kinase activity. Lineage: Eukaryota; Metazoa; Chordata; Mammalia; Rodentia; Sciuridae. The transcript is spliced from 20 exons. Bases 228 to 2564 code for a protein of 778 amino acids. Gene Ontology annotation, molecular function: 1-phosphatidylinositol-3-kinase regulator activity.